Ixodes scapularis (black-legged tick) is the source of this 1586-nucleotide messenger RNA. RefSeq names its product peptidase M20 domain-containing protein 2. The transcript has 6 exons. NCBI's taxonomy places the organism in Eukaryota, Metazoa, Arthropoda, Arachnida, Ixodida, Ixodidae. Gene Ontology annotation, molecular function: dipeptidase activity. The record is from RefSeq and is a predicted model, not a curated record. Bases 1 to 1209 code for a protein of 402 amino acids.
AUGGCUCAUUACAUGAAAAUUGUAAGCGAUAUUGUGGAUGACAAAGCGGAUUCUCUUAAUGAACUUGGCCGAUACCUGUGGAACAACCCCGAGACUGCUUUGAAAGAAUUCAAGGCCCACAAACGAAUUUCCGAUUUCUUGGAAUGUGAAGGUUUUACAGUACAGAAGAAUUAUAUCUUACCAACAGCAUUUCGAGCGGAGUUCGGGGGAAAAGGACCAGUGGUCGUUUUCAUGUGCGAAUAUGAUGCCCUUCCUGAAAUCGGACAUGCCUGCGGCCACAACCUGAUCGCCGAGUGUGCGGUGGCUGCCGGCAUUGGUGUGAUGCAAGUGCUUCAAGAAAAUUCAUCGCUCACUGGAAAAGUUGUUGUCCUCGGUACGCCAGCUGAAGAGGCGCAACAGGGAAAAGUGGACCUCCUGCGAGGAGGAGCCUUCGAUGAUGCGGACAUCGCAUUGAUGGCACACCCGUCACGGACCAACUCUGCGUAUGCCUCAACAUAUGCCCUUUUGCAGAUUGGUGUUGAAUACGAAGGGCGACCGUCUCAUGCCGGUAUAAAGCCAUGGGAUGGAGUUAAUGCCCUGGACGCCGCGGUUGGUGCUUACGUGAACGUUGGUUUGCUCAGGCAGCAGAUGAAGCCAGACAUGAGAAUUUCAGGUAUCAUAACAGACGGCGGAAAGUUGGCCAAUAUCUUACCAGCGGAGUCAAAAAUGGAAUUCGUUAUCAGAGCCCCAGAAAAUCACGAGCUUAAGUCGUUGAGGACAAAGCUGGAGCGUUGCCUCCGAUCGUCUGCGGAAGCUACUGGCUGUUCCAUUGCCAUUCGAGACCAGUCGCCUUUGAUCGAGGCUCUCAAUCAAAACAGAACAAUGGGGAAGAUCUACCAAGAGUACGCGCAAAAGUUUGGCAUCGAUUUCUCCGAACCAGGCAAUGAAACCAAGAUCGCGGCAUCGACAGACGCCGGAAAUGUGUCUAACGUGAUCCCUGUGCUCCAUCCCGGAUACAAGCUGGAAGACGCGACAACAUCGAACCACACCCCCGAAUUCGCGAACGCAGCAGUCACACCAAAAUCUUUCGAUGCAACUUUAAAGGUGGCAAAAGCGCUCGCACUCACCGCUCUAGAAGUCCUCAGCUCUCCGGAUCUCUUAAACAAUGUCAGAAUGGAGUUUGACGCCAGCAUAGCGGCUUCGGGGAUUAAAACCGACCCAAACCUGUAACAAGGGCGUUUUGCAAACAUGGAAAAAACUGCAUUCCAUUAUAUUAACGAAACACUAAUAAGCUUUUUUGAUAACGUAUUUUCAUGCGGCUUUAUAUUUUUAUCUAUAUUCCGGAAUAAACCCUAUUCUUAUCCUUUUCAUUCGAAACGAUUGAAUUAAUCAGUAAACUGAUUAUUUUUUGUUUUGCACUGCUAAAGUUUACAAUCUAGGACGAAGAAGAACGACACUCACAUACGAAAGGCACGGAACAAAAGAUAAUGAAAAUACCAACCAGCUCAAACCCAAGCUUUCGUAAACUGAUGUUACUUGUUCAUACACAAUUUGAUCUACAAUUGUUCUCAAGGUAUUUAUAGAUAUAUCAGUGGAAAAACAGUUAA